AUUCUCCUUAGCAACUGCGGGACCGCGGCGGCGCUGGCCUCCCGGGAGCGACGCCAUAAACUUACCAUACCCAAAGAGUAUUGCACUUCCUCGGGCAUCCAGAAUCCAGCUUCAGCUUAAGGGCCAUCGUGUGGUCUUGUACUGCUGUAAUGAAAGAAAUGCUCCGAUGAUAGUGUCGUGCUUCGGAGCCCAGGCCUCAUUCUCUGGGACUCUUACUUCUGGCUGCCAGUGCCUCCUGAGCUGCCCCAGGCAGUGAACAGUGGAAGCUCCCCUGGAUCUGGAGAGAAGAGGCGACCUGGGAAGCAGGAAUGAGCCAUCCUGACUACAGGCUGAACCUGCGGGCCCUGGGCACUCCCAGAGGUGUGUCCUCUGUGGUUAGCCCACGUGGCGGUGGCGCUUCCCCAGGUGACAGAAAGUCAAAGAACAAGUCCACGCGCGGGAAGAAAAAGAGCGUAUUUGAAACCUACCUGUCCAAGGAGGACGUCUCAGAAGGCUUGAAGAGAGGAACACUGAUCCAGGGUAUAUUGAGAAUUAAUCCAAAGAAGUUUCAUGAAGCCUUCAUUCCUUCCCCGGAUGGUGAUCGAGACAUUUUCAUUGAUGGGGUUGUUGCUCGAAACAGAGCCUUAAAUGGAGAUGUGGUGGUGGUGAAACUACUUCCCGAGGAGCAGUGGAAGGUGAUUAAACCAGAAAGCAGUGACAAAGAAGCAGAAGGUGCCUACGAGGCCGACCUUGCCGAGGAGCUCUGUGGGCAUCACCUUCCGCAGCAGUCCGUCAAAGACUGCAGUGACGGCCCUGAUGUCAUCAUAGAGGCCCAUCUUGGUGACAGCGACUCAGAAGAUGGACACGGCACCGCACAAAAUACGCUGCUGGAUGGUGUCAAGAAGCUCUCCGUUUGUGUGCAUGGAAAAGGAAAAGAGGACGCUGGUGAGCCAGAUAGAAAAGACGACAGUACUUCCUCAUCACAAGACACAAGAGCUUUGUCAGAGAAGUCGCUGCAGAGAUCCGCAAAGGUGGUGUACAUCUUGGAGAAAAAGCAUUCCCGAGCUGCAACCGGCGUCCUCAGACUCUUGGCUGAUAAGAGCAGUGAACUGUUCAGGAAGUAUGCCCUGUUUUCUCCCGCAGACCACCGAGUGCCUAGGGUUUACGUGCCUCUCAAGGACUGUCCGCAGGACUUUGUGAGCCGGCCUAAGGAUUACGCCAACACGCUGUUCAUCUGCCGCAUCGUGGACUGGAAGGAGGACAGCAACUUUGCCCUGGGGCAGCUGGCUAAGAGUCUUGGGCAGGCUGGUGAAAUCGAACCUGAAACAGAAGGAAUCCUAACAGAGUAUGGUGUGGAUUUCUCUGAUUUCUCUUCAGAAGUUCUGGAAUGUCUCCCUCAAAGGCUGCCCUGGACUGUUCCGCCAGAGGAGUUCAGCAAGAGACGAGACCUCAGAAAAGACUGUAUCUUCACCAUUGACCCAUCAACGGCCCGGGACCUCGAUGAUGCCCUCUCCUGCAGGCCGCUCGCUGAUGGUAACUUCCAAGUGGGAGUGCACAUCGCCGACGUGAGCUACUUUGUUCCCGAGGGAUCCGAACUCGAUAAAGUCGCUGCCGAGAGAGCCACAAGUGUCUACUUGGUUCAAAAGGUGGUCCCCAUGCUUCCCCGGCUGCUGUGUGAGGAACUGUGCAGCCUCAACCCCAUGACUGACAAGCUGACCUUCUCUGUGAUCUGGACCCUGACCCCAGAGGGCAAGAUUCUUGACGAGUGGUUUGGCCGGACCAUCAUCCGCUCCUGCACCAAACUGAGCUAUGACCAUGCACAGAGCAUGAUCGAAAACCCAGCUGAGAAGAUCCCCGAGGCGGCGCUGCCCCCCAUCUCCCCGGAGCACAGCAGCGAGGAGGUGCACCAGGCUGUGCUGAACCUACACGGGAUCGCGCAGAAGCUGCGCCGGCAGCGCUUCGCGGAUGGUGCGCUCCGCUUGGAUCAGCUAAAGCUUGCCUUCACCCUGGACCAUGAGACUGGAAUGCCCCAAGGAUGCCAUGUCUACGAGUACCGCGACAGCAACAAGCUCGUGGAGGAGUUCAUGCUCCUGGCCAACAUGGCGGUGGCCCACAAGAUCCACCGGGCCUUCCCCGACCGGGCCCUCCUGCGCCGGCACCCUCCACCCCAGACCAAGAUGCUCAGUGACCUGGUGGAGUUCUGCGAGCAGAUGGGACUCUCCGUGGACGUCAGCUCGGCGGGCGCCCUCAACAAAAGUUUGACCAAAACAUUUGGCGAUGACAAGUACUCCCUGGCCCGGAAGGAGGUGCUCACCAACAUGUACUCCCGGCCCAUGCAGAUGGCGCUGUACUUCUGCUCGGGGACGCUGCAGGACCAGGAGCAGUUCCGGCACUACGCCCUCAACGUACCGCUCUACACGCACUUCACCUCCCCCAUCCGCCGCUUCCCCGACGUCAUCGUGCACCGCCUCCUGGCGGCCACACUAGGCUGCAGGGAGCUGCCCGACGUGGAGCCCGAGGCUCUGCAGAAGCAGGCCAACCACUGCAACGAUCGGCGCAUGGCGGCCAAGCGUGUGCAGGAGCUCAGCACCAACCUCUUCUUCGCUGUCCUGGUCAAGGAGUGUGGCCCCCUGGAGUCGGAGGCCAUGGUCAUGGGUGUCCUGAACCAAGCUUUUGACGUGCUGGUGCUACGCUACGGGGUGCAGAAGCGCAUCUACUGUAACGCCCUGGCCCUGCGCUCCCACCACUUCCAGAAGGUGGGCAAGAAGCCGGAGCUCACUCUCGUCUGGGAGCCAGAGGAGCCCGAGCAGGAGCCGGUGCAGCAGGUCAUCACGGUGUUCAGCCUGGUGGAGGUGGUGCUGCAGGCCGAGGCCGCGGCCCUCAAGUACAGCGCCAUCCUGAAGCGGCCCGGCGCCGAGGGCUGCCUGGGGCCACGGGGCGAGGGAGCCCAGGCCGACCAGGAGGAGGAGGACUGAGCUGCCAGCCGCCCCGCCCACUGGCCUACAGGACGGGACCUUUUCACACCAAAGGGGACUUUUUAUUUGGUUUUAAUCAACUCAGGGGUUUGUUUUAAUUUUUAUUUUUCUGUUUUAUUUUAUUUUGCAGCUCAGUUUUUUUUUUUUUUUUUUUUUAAUGAACUGGAGGGGAAGGGUGGGGCUGGACAGAGGCCGGCACUUCCUGGGUCCCCCUGGAGGCCAGCCCCCUCUCCCAGGCGGCCCUGCCCGCCCCUGCCCGGGAAAGGGCCCUCAGCGAAUCAGUGUCAUGGAAUAAAAUCAAGUGUG
Lepus europaeus (European hare) is the source of this 3260-nucleotide messenger RNA. RefSeq names its product DIS3 like 3'-5' exoribonuclease 2 (gene DIS3L2). The record is from RefSeq and is a predicted model, not a curated record. The coding region runs from base 309 to 2954 and encodes 881 amino acids. Gene Ontology annotation, molecular function: 3'-5'-RNA exonuclease activity; RNA binding. Gene Ontology annotation, cellular component: exosome (RNase complex); P-body. NCBI's taxonomy places the organism in Eukaryota, Metazoa, Chordata, Mammalia, Lagomorpha, Leporidae. Gene Ontology annotation, biological process: miRNA catabolic process. The transcript is spliced from 22 exons.